AUGGGUGCAACUACAACAGAGCUUGAGACAUUUGAACAGCAAUUUAUAGAAUUAAUUAGUGAAUAUCAGACACUUUCGGCUUCCGAAAAGCAGUUGCGUGCAGAGUUUCGUAGAGAAGCAGCGCGUGCAGAGGGAGCAGAGGCGGCGCGAGAUGCGGCAGAGCGGUCUGCGGCGGACUCCCGCGCUACCGCCGCCGCCGCGACCGCCGGCGCUGCACAGGCCGCUAAGGCACUCGCAUUAGCACAAGAAGAGCUUGUCGCUGUUAAAAUGCAAUUGGAAAUAUCAGAAAAUCAACGCAAGCUCUUUGAAGAGAAAUGCACUGAGAUGUCCGAUAAAAUGAGUUGUCUCGAAAGAGAAUUACAGCAGUUGCAACCUCUACAGUGCGCAUACGGCACCAUACAACGUCAGUAUGUCGAAUUACAGGGACGCAUUCAAAUCGCAACAGAAGAAGCACGAAGCGAGGUAUCAAAACUUGAAGUUGAACUUCGAAGAGUAGAGCGCUGCGCCGGCGCCGGCGCCGAGCUGCGCGAGCGCGCGCGACUCGCGGCCGCAGCGCACGCGCGCGAGCGCGCACUCGCCGCCGACGAGCUCGCGCACACCACACGAGAGCUGCAGACAGCCAACGCUGAAAUAGCCCGCCUCAGAAUUAAAGUAACCGAGUUACAGUAUCAAUUAUCCAACGAGGAGUCCGUUAAGAAAAUACAUGAUCCGGAAUGUGAAUCUUUAGUCGAAGUGCGGGCGGCUUUAGAAGCCGAGAGAUCAGGAACGGCUAAGUUAGAAAGGGCCUUAGCAGCGGCUUUAGCAGAUAAUGCUGCGUUAGCAUCUGAAUUACAUAGUAAAGAUAAUAAUUCAGUCGACAAAAAAACUCCAUUAUUAAAUAAUGCGUCGUCUAAUAUAUGCCCUAUAGAUUUAUUCCUAGCCGAAUAA
Messenger RNA from Nymphalis io (European peacock), 927 nucleotides. RefSeq lists its product as uncharacterized. Bases 1 to 927 code for a protein of 308 amino acids. The transcript has 5 exons. NCBI's taxonomy places the organism in Eukaryota, Metazoa, Arthropoda, Insecta, Lepidoptera, Nymphalidae. The record is from RefSeq and is a predicted model, not a curated record.